This is a messenger RNA of Saprolegnia parasitica CBS 223.65, 1350 nucleotides long. RefSeq lists its product as hypothetical. Lineage: Eukaryota; Oomycota; Saprolegniomycetes; Saprolegniales; Saprolegniaceae. The coding region runs from base 1 to 1350 and encodes 449 amino acids. The record is from RefSeq and is a predicted model, not a curated record. The transcript has 4 exons. Gene Ontology annotation, molecular function: phosphatidylinositol transfer activity; phosphatidylinositol binding.
AUGCGCGAGCCGCUCGCACGAACCGUCCACGUCGUCAUCGUCGUCUUUAGCUGCUCGAUCCACGUCUCCGUGCCCAUCGCGGUCCUCGUCACCGCCGUCGCCGCUGCGCUGCGCAUCCUUUGGCUGCAUCGGCAGCACGCGCUCCGCGUCGACGACGUCGGCGAUGACGACGAUGCGACGGCGACCGCGCCGCUCGUUCUCAAGACUGACGCAUCGACGGAAGCCAAGCCGCCGCGCGCACUGCACGGCGCCCGCGUCGCGUUCACGGGCAUUGCGCUUGGUGCGGACGCCAAGGCCCAGGACAAGAAGCGCAUGUACUACACGCUCGAGGUUGCGCCCUUCGACGGCGGCGCGCCGUGGACGCUGCACCGAAGCUACCGCGACUUCCGGGCGCUUCGAUCGACGCUUCUGUCGACGUCGCUGUACUUCCAGCACCUUAGCUUCCCGCCGCGGUCGCCACUCGGCCACGCGUUCGUGAACCACGUCAAGCGCAGCCAGGGCCUCUUGGCCUUUGUCACGUACAUUGUUCAGCACGAAGUGCUCUCCCAACUGCCGUCGGUCGUCGCCUUCUUCGCCGUGCCCGAGGCCACACCGCUCUCGCUCUACGUGCCGCACCCGCACGAGCGCGACGGCGGCGACCAAGACCGCCUUCCGAGCGAGCAGCGGGCGAUGGUAGCCCAACUGCAGCAGCAGCUUGACCACGAUGAGCUCUUUAGCUGCCCCAUCAUGCUCGCGCGACACCUCCAGGUCGCGUCGUGGAGCCUCUCAGAAGCGCUAGCCCGCGUCCAGUCGAUCGUCGCAUGGCGUGCGGCCAACGUGCCCAGGAGCUUCAACAUGGAGGUGCUUGCAGCGGAGCUUGCGACCGGGAAGCUGUACGUCGCCGACUUUCUCGCCGCCGACGCCAGCGCGCUCGCGAUCGUCAAGCUCUACAAGGAGAACACGUGGUCUGCGGAGCACUAUGUCUCCAACAUCCAGUACACGAUCGAGCACGGCCUGCGGCGCGUCUCGCCCGUGCACAAGAUGCUGGUCGUCAUCGACUUUACCAACUACUCACUGACGUACUGCCCGGACAUGACGGCGUUCCAGGACUUCGUGCACAUGGUUGAGAAAUACUACAUCGAGCACCUCGGCGCCAUCUACCUCGUGGACCUCCCGUGGAUCUACGCCAAAAUGCUGCACAUGAUCAAACCGCUCCUCAACGCCACGACCCGAAGCAAGCUCACGAUGGUCAAGUCGAGCAACCUCAAGAGCCUCGCAGCGGUGCUCUCGACGGCCGACCUGUUGCGCCACGUCGGGCCGGCACCGACAUUCGAGUUGGACGUCGCCACGUACCUCAAACCCUUUUGCUAA